This is a messenger RNA of Phoenix dactylifera (date palm), 2887 nucleotides long. Its product is annotated as DNA topoisomerase 2-like. Gene Ontology annotation, cellular component: nucleus. Lineage: Eukaryota; Viridiplantae; Streptophyta; Magnoliopsida; Arecales; Arecaceae. The record is from RefSeq and is a predicted model, not a curated record. Gene Ontology annotation, biological process: sister chromatid segregation; resolution of meiotic recombination intermediates.
UGCCCCCCAAGAAGACCAUCGAGGAGAUGUACCAGAAGAAGACGCAGCUGGAUCCGUCGAGAAGCACACCCAGACCCUCUGGGUCGACGAGAACGGCGAGAUGGUCCACCGCCCGGUGACCUACGUCCCUGGCAUCUUCGAGAUCUUCGACGAGAUCCUCGUCAAUGCUGCUGACAAGAAGCAGCGGGAUCCGUCGAUGGCCUCCGUCAAGGUGGAGAUUGACGUAGCCGGGAACUGCUUGAGCGUCUACAACAACGGGGAUGGGAUUCCCGUCGAGAUCUACCAGGAGGAGGGGGUCUACGUGCCGGAGAUGAUCUUUGGGCACUUGCUGACCAGUAGCAACUACGACGACAGCGUCAAGAAGACGACCGGUGGGCGGAACGGGUACGGGGCGAAGCUCACCAACAUUUUCUCAACCGAGUCCGUCAUCCAGAUUGCAGAUGGAAGGAGGCAGAAGAAAUACAAGCAGGGAAUCUGGUUUGAUCCAUAAGCUAAAAAGAGGGGUUGUCAGCUACAACUUCGGGUAUCUGCGGUGUUUUCUUUACAAUCGGAGUGUAACUUCUAAACAAUUUCUAGGUUAUGAGUUUUAAAGUCUCAGCCUUGAGAUUGGGAGAUCUGCGGUCAUGGUUUCUGUGAUUCUUCAUAUGUAGGUUUUCUCAGAAAAUAUGGGAAAGAAGUCUGAGCCCUCCAUUGUUAAGUGCAAGGAAGGAGAAAACUGGACUAAGGUCACUUUCAAGCCAGAUUUGGCCAAAUUUAACAUGACCCAUUUGGAAGAUGAUGUGGUUGCACUCAUGAAGAAGAGAGUUGUUGAUCUAGCAGAGGGAGAUUCAGCAAAAGCUCUUGCUAUGGUAUCUCUGUCGUAGGAAGGAACCACUAUGGUGUGUUCCCUCUGAGGGGUAAGCUACUGAUUGUGAGGGAAGCAAGCCACAAGCAGAUAAUGGAGAACGCAGAAAUCCAGAACAUUAAGCAAAUUCUCGGUUUGCAGCAGGGGAAGGAGUAUGAAAGCACCAAAGGUUUAAGGUAUGGACAUCUCAUGAUAAUGACGGAUCGGGAUCAUGAUGGUUCUCACAUCAAGGGCCUCCUGAUUAACUUCAUACAUUCAUUUUGGCCAUCACUGCUGAAAAUCCCAUCGUUCAUGGUUGAAUUCAUCACACCUAUAGUGAAGGCAACUCAUAACAGAAACAAGAAUGUCCUGUCAUUCUACUCCAUGCCUGAGUAUGAAGCAUGGAAAGAAAGUUUGGAAAGGAAUGCAAGUAGCUGGUCUAUUAAGUAUUAUAAGGGGUUGGGAACAAGCACAUCAAAAGAAGGAAAGGAAUAUUUACAAGAUAUUCAUAAGCAUAAGAAAGAUUUUAUGUGGGUGGAUGAACAAGAUGGAGAUGCUAUUGAAUUGGCAUUCAGCAAGAAAAAGAUUGAGGCUAGGAAAAACUGGCUUCGCCAAUUUGAGCCGGGCACAUAUCUUGGUCAGAGGGAGAAGCUCAUCAAAUACAGUGAUUUUGUCAACAAGGAGCUGAUCUUGUUCUCUAUGGCAGAUUUGCAGCACUCUAUACCGUUAAUGGUUGAUGGCUUGAAAUCAGGCCAGAGAAAAAUUUUGUUUUGCUCAUUUAAAUUGGGAUCGCCAGGUGCUAUGCUUAUGACGGCCGUUUGGCCAUCUAUAAAUUGGGAGAUGAAUCAUGGACUGUGUUGAUUACUGGUUUAUUCAGCUCGUCUCUCUCUGCGGCGCACCAUGAGGGGAGCCUAUAUAUGAUUGGCUUGGCCGACAAUGCUUCGGUUUAUGAAAUUGCUUCCUCUUUGGACUCUGCGCCGUUCGAUUUGCCAGAUAUUGAUGACGAGGACUUUGACGAUCUGAUUUUCAUCACAACAUCUUCACAGUUGUUAUUGUUUGCCUGUUGUAAUAGUUUUGUCAAUGCUGAUUCUGAUGAUGACGAUGCGGAUUCUGAAUUUGAUUAUGCCACGCAUUAUAAGAUGUAUGAGUUCAUGUCGGAGAACCCUUCCGAAUGGUCUCUGAUCAAAAGCAUUCAUGACAAUGCAAUGUUCGGAAUAUUUGUACCACACCUGAACUUCAUUGUUUGUACCAGAGAUAUUUCUGGAUGCCAAUAGGACUGCAUUUACUUUAGUGAGCUCAACCGCCGCAUCGAUUGGUCAUGUGAUCGACUCUACAGCAGUGCUUAUCAAAUAGAUGUGCUCGAUCUUAAGACCGGCAACUUUGAGGAUUUAUUGUGUCAUCCCUAGGAACCAGACUCCAAAGAGUUGGCCCAAAUACCACGCACCAACUUUUUGGAGUCUGGUUCCUAGGGAUGACACAAUAAAUCCUCAAAGUUGCCGGUCUUAAGAUCGAGCACAUUUAUUUGAUAAGCACUGCUGUAGAGUCGAUCACAUGAUCAAUCGGUGCGGCGGUUGAGCUCACUAAAGUAAAUGCAGUCCUAUUGGCAUCCAGAAAUAUCUCUGAUACAAACAAUGAAGUUCAGGUAUUGUAUAAAUGCUCCGAACACGGUAUUGUCAUGAAUGCUUUUGAUCAGAGACCAUCCGGAAGGGUUCUCCGACAUGAACUCAUACAUCUUAUAAUGCGUGGCAUAAUCAAAUUCAGAAUCGUCAUCAUCAGAAUCAACAUGGAUAAGACUAUUAUAACAGGCAAACAAUAAUAACCGUGAAGAUGUUGUGAUGAAAAUCAGAUCGUUAAGGUCUUCGAUGUCAAUAUCUGGCAAAUUGAAUGGCUCAGGGUCCAAAGGAAGUUUUGUAUCUUUCAUCGAGCUUCAAGAUGUUGGUUGAUUAAAGCUUUUGUUAAAAAAAUAUUCAAUUGAAAUACUCUUUGGAAUUUGAAUAUUUUGUAGGAUGUUUUUGUGGACGUAAUCUGUAGGAUAUGAAUAUAUGAAGAAAAAGUUUGAACCAA